AUGUCUUUUGUUGUGAAGGAAAGAGUGAUUUGGCUAGAGAUUCAAGGUCUCCCACUCUAUGCAUGGUCUAUUACAGCUUAUAAGAAGAUUGCAGUGAUAUACGGUAAGGUGUUGUUUGCUGAUGAGGAUCUUGAUGAGCAAUUAAGUAGUGGGAAGGUUUGUGAGGGUACUUUUCUAUUAGACUUCAUUAACAAUAACCCAAUUAUUGAUAUUGAAGGAAAAUCUUAUGCUAUUCAAGUCCGUGAAAUUGCUUUAUGGUGCCCAGAAAUAAAGACGCCUAAAGAUGAUGCUAUAAAUGAUAGGGAAGCUAAAAAAGAAGAGAAUGAUUUAAGUGACGAUGAAGAUGCGGAGAGCAUAGAUGAAGAGUCAGAAAAUGGAAAAGACGAUGAUGGGAUGAAUCAAUUCCUACCCGAUGAUCCAUUUUUUUAUAAUGAUAAGUUUGUUGGGUUGAAAGACGGUAAUAUUGAGAAUGUUUCAAGUGACCAAGAGUUUUGUAAUAAGGAUCCAGUUAGUGCGUCGGUUAAUUCAAAAAAGUUGAUUCCUAACAAAGGAAAGUCAUCGAUGACAACCAUGGUCUCAAUCCGGAAGAGUGAUGUUGGAGAAAAAGGCGAUGUUGGAGAAAAAGGGGAUGGAUCUAGGGUGGAUGAAAAUUCUGAUAGUUCAAGGUAUUUAUCUGCCCCACCUGGAUUCAAUGGUGUUAAAUUCCACUCGACAGAACAUUUGAAGUCAGUCCCUUCAGAACAAACAUUAUCGGCUUCAUAUAUCAAAGGUAAUAAUUUAAAAUAUAAGGAAAAGCAAGUUAGUGUGGGGUCUCUUAUGGAAGUUAUGGAAAACUAUAUUGAAUUUGGUAAAGUCCUGGGUUAUGAUUUCAAAGGGUGUAAGGAAGAUUUGGCUUGUAUGAUUGAAAGUAAAGGAGAACAAAUUAGUUUUAAAUGA
This is a messenger RNA of Lactuca saligna, 936 nucleotides long. NCBI's taxonomy places the organism in Eukaryota, Viridiplantae, Streptophyta, Magnoliopsida, Asterales, Asteraceae. The record is from the annotation of a GenBank genome assembly.